This is a messenger RNA of Closterium sp. Yama58-4, 1956 nucleotides long. Lineage: Eukaryota; Viridiplantae; Streptophyta; Zygnematophyceae; Desmidiales; Closteriaceae. The record is from the annotation of a GenBank genome assembly.
AUGUUGGAAGUCCCUGAUCCGCUUCCAUUGCCCAAUCCCCCUUCCUUGCCCCCCCACUCUCUUGCCCCUUCCCCAUCCUUGCUUGCAUGCCAGAAUGAGACGCUUAUCGCCAUCCGCGCUCCCCACGGCACCAUGCUGGAAGUUCCUGAACCUGACGAGGCAGGCAGGGCGCACAGUGGCCCAUCACCAUGCAGCAAGCGCUAUCAGAUCCUGCUGCGCAGCGCUAACGGCCCCAUUGAUGUCUACCUUGUCAGCCGGUUUGAGGAGAAGUUUGAUGGAGCCACGGACCACACCACUCCUGCUGCAGCACCUGCUACUGAGGAUGCAGCUGAGGGAACUGGGACCCAGCUAGAUUUCAGUGAUCCGCAUUGUUUGCGACGAGAAGAGACCAGUCUCAGCGACCGUGUUAUAGCCCAGUCUCGCCUGAUUUCUUACUCAUCCGUGUCUCUCUGGUCGUCGUUUUUACGUGAGAACCAGAAAAAAACUGUUUUCGCCAUGGACCCUCCAGCUGCAUCGCAAGGCUUAGAGAUCAGUUCAAAGCCUCAAGACUCUCGAAAAGUGUCGUUCUCCGAACGCCAACAGCAGCGACGGCGCGGCUCCCGAAGAUCCCUCGUCGCAUCUUCCAACGGGGAUGCUUCCGGAUCGCCAACGGCUCAAAAUGGAAAUGGUCCGAAUGGAGGGUCGUUCGGUUUCCGUGGCCAUCGCAUGAAGCCGGAUAAAGUUACCUUCUCGGAGCGUCAGCGGUUGCGAAAAGCAGGUGAACUCGAAGAGGAGGAUGCGAAGCCGAUCUUUGGAAAUCGAAUGAAGUCCAAGGUGACGUUUUCGGAGCGGCAACGUCAGAAGCAUAGGAGGAGAAAGACCCUGAAUGAGAUUGAAACGCUAGAGUGCGUAGACGGAGAAUUUGGAUUCAGCUGGUCGGAAUACGCGUCGGAUUCGUCGUCCGAGACGCCGACGCCCGCAGGUGGUUUGGAGAAGAUCGAGUUUGGCGAAGAGCUGCGAGAGGAGACUGGCGAAGCUGGCGAAGUAACGGUGGUGGGAACGGCGAAUCGCGGCUUCAGAGUGCAGAUUCGCCUCGGGGGAGCGGCGAAGAAGCUUGUCAGCGGAGCCAUUGCGGGAGGAGUGUCACGUACAGUGGUGGCGCCGUUGGAGACGAUUCGCACGCACUUGAUGGUGGGGAGCUCGGGGCACCGUACGAUCGUGGGCGUGUUCCGGUGGAUCAUGGAGAAGGAGGGGUGGCGCGGGCUGUUCCGCGGUAACGCCAUCAACGUUAUCCGCGUGGCUCCCGGCAAGGCUGUGGAGCUAGCUACGUACGACACAGUCAAGAAGCUGCUCACACCUGCAGACGGUGGCAAGCCCAUCAUCCCCAUCCCGCCCUCCUCCAUCGCCGGCUCCGCUGCUGGCGUGGCCGCCUGCUGUCUCAUGUACCCUCUCGAGCUCGUCAAGACGCGCCUGACCAUCCAGCCGGGCGAGUACCGCUCCAUCCUGCAUGCGUUCUACCGCAUCAUCACAGAGGAGGGCGCUCACGAGCUCUACAGGGGUCUGGGCCCCAGCCUCAUAGGCAUCGUGCCGUAUGCCGGCUCCAACUACUUUGCAUAUGACACGCUGCGCACGCUCUACAAGAAGAUAACCAAGAAGGACAAGAUUGAACCUCUGGCCACGCUUGUGAUCGGGUCGCUUGCGGGUGCUGCAGCUGCGUCUGCCACGUUCCCCUUGGAGGUGGCUCGCAAACAGAUGCAAGUCGGUGCACUCAAGGGCCGUGUUGUGUACAAGGGAACACUGGACUGCAUUCAGAGGAUCGUGCAGGAGCAGGGGAUUCAAGGGCUCUACAGGGGACUCGUGCCGUCGUGCGUCAAGCUAAUGCCUGCUGCAGGGAUUUCGUUCAUGUGCUAUGAAGCACUCAAGCAUGUUUUCGUUGAGGAUGAUAAGGUUACUGUAGCGAAACCAGGUGGUGCUUGA